AUGGAGAUCAUUUGGAAGCACACCUUCUUCAACCAGCUGAGAGUUCAGCCGACCGAACGGGCGGUGCUCCUAGCAGAAGCUGCUCUGAAUCCCAAGGCCAAUCGCGAACGAAUGACUCAGAUCAUGUUCGAGGUCUUCUACACACCCGCGAUAUACGUCUCGACACAAGCCGUCCUGGCGCUCUAUGCCUCCGGGCGCACCACCGGGAUUGUGUGCGACAGUGGCGAUGGUGUGACACACGUGGUGCCCGUCUACGAGGGGUUCCUGGUGCCUCAUGCCGUGGGCCGCGUACACUUGGCGGGUCGUGAGCUCACGGAGUACGUGAUGAAGCUGGUGGCCGAAGCAGGCACUGCCCUCUCCACCAGUGCCGAAAGAGAAAUUGCUCGGGACAUCAAGGAGAAGUGCUGCUAUGUGGCUGAGAACUACGAGGCUGAGUUGCACAAGGCAGAGACUUCCAAGGAAUGUACCAUGACGCAUGAGCUGCCGGAUGGCCAGACCGUCCAGCUGAACUCCGAGCGGUUUCGAUGUCCUGAGGCGCUCUUUCGACCCACCCUCCUCGGACAGCCCGAGACCGAGGGUAUCCACCUGCAGGUCUUCAACGCCAUCAUGAGGUGUGACCUCGAUGUACGGCGGGAUCUCUUUGUUAACAUUGUGGUGUCUGGCGGUUCCACAUGCUUCACAGGCUUUGGUCGACGCUUGCAACAGGAGAUCGCUGAGUUGACGCCCAGCACCGUGCGAAUACGCGUCCUGGCACCGGACGACCGGCGCUUCUCCGUGUUCAUCGGCGGCUCGAUGUUGGCGGAUCUCGACACCUUCACGGUGCCUCGGUGA
This is a messenger RNA of Durusdinium trenchii, 831 nucleotides long. NCBI's taxonomy places the organism in Eukaryota, Dinophyceae, Suessiales, Symbiodiniaceae. The record is from the annotation of a GenBank genome assembly.